AUGGCGGGACUGGGAGCAAGCAACAAAGUCCAGCCACAGGAAGUUUUGCUUAAUAAUCAAUUCAGACUUCCUAUGCUUAUUAACGAUAGCUUCGCCGAUUGGAGAGAGAAAGCUCUCCUUACCCUGGGGUGUAUGGACUUGGAUUUGGCAAUCCAUGUAGAUGAAUCUGCAACUCUCUUGGACUUUAGUACACCAAAAGAGAAAGCUCACUAUGAACGCUGGGAACGGUCUAACCGUCUCAGUCUGAUGCUUAUCAAAGCAAAUGACUACCUAAAGGCUAUUGAAGACCAGUUUGUGAGCUCUAAGAAGGCCCUGGCGAGCACUCUGAUGGGACAACUUUGUUCUUUGAAAUAUAGUGGAGGCAAAGGAGUGCAUGAGCACAUAAUGAGGAUGCGGGAUAAAGCGGCUUAG
Messenger RNA from Telopea speciosissima, 411 nucleotides. RefSeq lists its product as uncharacterized. Lineage: Eukaryota; Viridiplantae; Streptophyta; Magnoliopsida; Proteales; Proteaceae. The record is from RefSeq and is a predicted model, not a curated record. The coding region runs from base 1 to 411 and encodes 136 amino acids. The transcript is spliced from 4 exons.